Molecule: messenger RNA, 4022 nt
Organism: Brassica napus (rape)
Lineage: Eukaryota; Viridiplantae; Streptophyta; Magnoliopsida; Brassicales; Brassicaceae
Product: MD-2-related lipid-recognition protein ROSY1-like
Exons: 4
Coding region: 615-1085 (156 amino acids)
Biological process (GO): sterol transport
Molecular function (GO): sterol binding
Source: RefSeq, a predicted model, not a curated record
UAUAUAUAUACACAUCUAUUUUUAUAAAAGUCGGAGCGGAUCGGAUAUCCGGUUCUAAAUUUUUUAGUAUCUGUGAUUUGCUUCGUUUUUAACGGAUAUUAACUUUUAAUAUUUGCUCUGCUUCGAUAACUUACGGAUAUCCAGAUUUUUCGGAUCGAAACGAAUAAUGAAUCGAAUCAAAUUUAACGGAUAAAAUUCUCAGUCCUACUUCGUAUCUCGAGACUCGAGUAUUUUGCUUCCCCACUGAGAUAUGCUAUAUUACUAACCAUAUUAUACGGUUCUCGCGUUAUACUUGGGAGAUUAUUGCAAUAGUAGAGACAUUUCUUUUUUGGUCAAGAUAGAGGGACAUUACUUUAUAGCAAAAUCCACCAAUUAUUGUAUGCAUGUGAGCACGAGGAAACAACGAAGGAAAUAUAUAUAUCAUAUUAUUUUUAACAACCAAAUUUUAAGGUCCUCGCGCAUAACGUUGGAGAUUAUUGUAAUGUAGGGAUGUUAUUUUGAAUAGCAAAGUCAAAUAAUCUACCGACUAUAAAAUAGAAGCCAGGCAUGUGUACAUAACACAAACACAAAAAUAUAAAGUCCAUCUACUGACGAUCGAGAGCUAAUUAAUAUACAUGGCGAUAUCCCACGUCAAGCCUUUGCUUCUUUCUCUCCUUGUGUCACUCUUUUUCUUGCCUUCUGCUUUGGGCGGAACCGAUUUCCAUAACUGCAAUCCCCUUCGUGAUUAUCCCGUUAAAGUCAAGACUGUCGAGAUAUCUCCAGACCCGGUUAAGAUUAGCACUAAUGGAAACAUUACGAUAACCGGUUCUACAAGCGUAGAUAUCCCUGAUGGAGCAACUGUAAAUCUCGACCUUAGGUUUCCCGAGCCUAUAUCUAAAAGAAGCUACUCUUUAUGUGAUAUAGUGGCGUGCCCUGUUGCAGCUGGGCCCAUUGUGCUUAAUUUUUUAAAUGUAUUCACUCAGCAAGAACUUAUACCAUGGGGAUAUUUUGUUUUAAUAAGCAUUACCGAGAAGCACCGGGAAGACCCAAUGAUGUGCGUCUCCUUCCGUUGUAUGAUUACACGUGAACAAACGUCUCUCCUUUAGGUAAGCUACCGAGUAAAAACUAUGUUCCAAGUCGUUUAUGAGUCUGAUGAUCAUGGUAAUCCUAAUUUUUGUAUCUUUCUUUUUACCUUUAUGUGUCUUGUAUGCAUGGUAAUCCUAAUGUUUGUAUCUUUCUUUUUACCUUUAUGUGUCGUCCAACAAAUAAAACAAGCUUUUAAUAAACACCCUCUAAACGAUUUGGAUUUGUCAAUGUUUUUAAUCUGGUUUUCAAGCACCUCAAAACUUUUAAAAGGUUAUAUAUUGUUUUUUACAAAAAUAUUGGAACCUAUGCUGACAUAUUAAAUGUAAGAUAGAUAUGGAGUACCUUUUGUACCGGUAAAUAAACUUGUGUGACUAUGAGAAUUGAGAAGAGGGCCUUUUGUUGGUAGGAUCAGUGUUCCAAAUUUAGCAGUCCGUACCAUUCACAUUGGUAGAGUCAUAAGCAAGAUCACUAACAGUUCGGGAGACACUUAAUAUAGCAAUCAUAUGAACUUAAUUUUCCAUGCACCGAGUCUCAAUAAUUACAAAUCCAUUACCUAGGGUAAAUAUAAUAUAUGACAUUACUUUAUAACAAAUUUUGUAAUCAACCAAUUAUUGCACGCAUGUAGAGUUACACUACUACAUACUUCUUUUUGUCAAUAAAAUCAGCCAUACAAUUUUAACCACCAUAUUUUAAGAUUUUCGCGGUAUAACGUGUGAGGUCGUUGUAAUACAUAUAUAUUAUUUUGAGUAGCAAAAUUUGAUAAUCUACCGACUAUAGAAUAGAAGACAUGCAUGUAUGAGAUAUAUAACAGUUACUGCAAGCACAAAAAUAUACAUGGCGAUAUCCCAAGCCCAGCCUUUGCUUCCUCCCCUCCUUGUAUCACUCCUUUUCUUACCUGCUGCUUUGGGAAUCAGAUUCCAAACCUGCAAAUGUAAGUACCAGUUAAUGUUAGUUUUCCUUCUUUUUUUGAUAACAAAAAGACAAACAAGGUUACUUGCUUUCUCAAAAAAAAGUUCCUUUGAUUCAUGAAGUUAAAGAAAUUAUCGUAGUGGUAUCAAUUUUUUUUUCCUAUUUUUUGGGUAGCCGGUCAUCACUAUCCGGUUGAUGUCAAUACUGUGGAGAUCGCUGCAUACUCGAUUAAGCCUAGCACUAAUGGAAACUUUACAAUUACCGGUUAGACUAUCAACAAUGAUUUGCUUUAUUCAACACCCUAUUUUUCUAUUUUUAACAUUUCACAUCAUCUUCUCUAUCUUCCACCUAUUAUUCAACAUCCAUUUCAUUUUUAUACUAUACAAUAGUUUUGUUUAAUAAAAUUCAACACUCUACUUUAUUAUUUUUUAAUUCAUACUUAUAUCAACUAUAAUUUAGUAGCUACAUAUUAAUAACUAUUUAAGGUAUUAACAGAUUAUAAUAAAUAUCUAUUUAGCAAAAAAAUAGUUUAAGAAUACCAAAACACUUGAUUAAAAAUAAAAGAGAAAAUUAUAAAGAAAAAGUGACGUUUUUACUAUAUAUCCAAAUUAAAUGAAAGUAAUCUCUAUUUAUAGACUAUAAAAAAUGCUGAAUUUUGCUAUAAUUUUUAUUUUUUAAAAAAUUAUGUUUUUAUAAAAUAAUUGAGUUCUAAGAAUAUUGUGAAAAUAGAAAAAUAUUAAAAUGUAAACAACCAAUGAGAGUAGAAUAUAUUGCACUGUGGGUGUUGACUCCACGUGUAUUUUUUUCUUAAUUCAACACCCCGUUACAUUGGUUUAAGCUGUUGAUAUUUAUUCACCAGGUCCAAUGUAUAAGUAAAUAAUUUACCAUUUGGUGUUCAAGUUAACUCUUCCAGUAUUGUUUUCUUGAUUAAAAAAUAUUGGUAUGAACAAGCACAGAAAUCCCUAAUGGAGCAACGGUAGAACUCCGUUUAACGAUACCCACCAUGAUUCCUGUCACUAAAAAAAACUACUCCCUCUGUGAUAUAGUGGCUUGCCCACCUGGCCCCAUUGUUUUUACUUUAUCUAACGUAUUCACUGAGGAAGAACUAUUAUUAUAUGUGAGUUUUUCUUUACAUAAACAACUAGUUUUAGACAAAUUCUGUAGUCGCUGAAUUUCAGAUCUCCAUUUUGUUGGGUUUUCUAAUGACCUAACGAGACUGUUUUUAUUUUAUUGAAAUACUUUAGAGGGGAUAUCAAGUUUUAAUAAGCAUCACCGCGGAUCACCAGAAAGAGCCAAUGAUGUGCGUGUGGUUCACUUGAGUGUUUGGUCAUACAUCUCUGCUUAGGCAAGCUACUGAGUCAAACUAUGAUCCAAGCCUUUUAAGAGUCUGCUCUACUCUUGUAUGCAAGAUUUCAAUUUAUCUAUGUUUUUAAUCUCAUUUUCAAGCAUCUUCAAAUACAAAAGACGUUAUUGUAAUUUCUAUAUUGGAACCAUUAACAUAGCAGUUGCCUAAAGUUAACUUCACACCGGUCUCCUGAAUUGUCUCUGAAGGUAUAACCAAAGCCUAACAGUGAUAUACUGAUAUUCAAAGAAUAGCAUAUAAAGAUAUAUGAGUUUCAUUCAGUUUACUCAAUCGAACACCUUACUUUGACGCACAUGAAAAAUAGAUUCUUUAAAUAUAAUAUAGGGACAUUACUUUCAAGCAACAUUUUAUAUAUCUACCAAUUAUUACAUGCAUGUGUAAGCACAAGAAAACAGCGAUGGAAAUAUAUAAAUAUACUAUAUUUUUUGUCAAAGAUAUAUACUACUUUUUAAUCAGCUUUUUUUAAUGGAACAACAUGCCUGCCGGGAGAAUACAACACACAAAGCAUGUUCAGUGUUCCAGAUCUCGCAGCCUGUCCCAUUCACAUUGGUCGAAGCAUAGGAGAGACAAUCAGGGACAGACGUAGGUUUGCGAGGAACAGGGUCUCGUGCCCCGGCUACAUUUUAAUUUUCUUUGAAUGAUUAGCUAAAUUUUUUGAUUCUAAGACAUAAUAAAGCUCAAAUUC